UUCUGCUUUGCUCGGUGGGAAUUGCGGAAGAAACGAAACAGGACGACGCCGUUUGAUGCACUGUGGUGGCUGAAGUGUGUUUUUUCUGUGAAUCACAGACAUUACUCUCUCACUCCAAAAAACAGCUGAGAGAGAGAGAGAGAUGAAGUUGGUAGGGUGGUGGCUGAUGCUCGUUGGCACUCUCCGAUUAGUUUCAGUGUGGUUUGGAUUCUUCGAUAUAUGGGCUCUUCGCCUCGCCGUUUACUCCAAAACCACCAUGACAGAAGUUCAUGGCCGCACUUUUGGAGUUUGGACACUCUUGACUUGCACUCUUUGCUAUCUCUGUGCGUUCAACCUUGAUAACAAGCCUCUGUAUUUGGCCACAUUCCUAUCCUUCAUCUAUGCGUUCGGCCAUUUCCUGUCAGAGUAUCUGAUUUACCACACAAUGGCUAUUGGAAAUUUGACUACUGUUGGCAUCUUUGCUGGAACAUCGAUUGUUUUGAUGUUGUUGCAGUGGAAUUCACAUCAACCAGCCAAGGCUAAGCCUCAGUGAGAUAGAUAGAUCAUUCAUUCUUCAAUGCUUCGUGUGGGCAAAGGUAAUCUAAUUAUUCUUUCGGAAACAUUGCAUACCAUUUGUAGUGAUAUUCGUCAUCCUAUCUGCUCUUCUUUUUUGUACUUUGUCCAUGAAUCUCUGCACCAAUCAGCUCCUUACUGUAUCUGAUUUUCUGUUGAUUAAUCUAAGGAAAUUUUAUUUAAUUAA
Messenger RNA from Salvia splendens (bonfire salvia), 739 nucleotides. RefSeq names its product ergosterol biosynthetic protein 28. Bases 143 to 532 code for a protein of 129 amino acids. NCBI's taxonomy places the organism in Eukaryota, Viridiplantae, Streptophyta, Magnoliopsida, Lamiales, Lamiaceae. Gene Ontology annotation, molecular function: protein-macromolecule adaptor activity. The transcript is spliced from 3 exons. Gene Ontology annotation, cellular component: membrane; endoplasmic reticulum. The record is from RefSeq and is a predicted model, not a curated record.